Schistocerca americana (American grasshopper) is the source of this 7357-nucleotide messenger RNA. RefSeq lists its product as uncharacterized. Gene Ontology annotation, molecular function: calcium ion binding. NCBI's taxonomy places the organism in Eukaryota, Metazoa, Arthropoda, Insecta, Orthoptera, Acrididae. The record is from RefSeq and is a predicted model, not a curated record. The transcript has 6 exons. The coding region runs from base 1 to 1278 and encodes 425 amino acids.
AUGAGUGUUGGUCACGUAGCAGUGAGGAGGCCGCGUCGCCAGUGGGAGGCUGGGACCGUGGCUAGCGAGUGCGAGGAGCGCCCGGCGCCGGCGCCGCCCCCGCCCCCGCAGCCGCUGUGCGCGGCGGCGGCCGCGAGGCUCCACGGCGGCUGGCGGUGGCCCCCGGCUAGCGGCCAGCCCUCCGCCCCCAGCGCCACGGCCAAGCUGCAGCUCUGCCUGCGGCCGCCCGCCGGGAGCGGCGGGGGCGGCGGCGGCGGCGGCUUCGGCCAGCGCGUCGCUGACCUGCCCGGCGGGCCCCCGCCGCCCGAAGACGGCGCCUUCCUGGCGACGCCGCUCAAGCCGGGCCCCGGCGCCAGCCCCGCGGGGGCGGCGUCGGCGUCGGCGGCGGCUCAGGCGCGCGUGCAGCGGCGGCGCGGAGGCCUGGGGCGAGACGUGCGCGGCAGCCCCCGCCUCGGCGGCCGGGAUCCCGCGUCCUGCCCCCGCGCCGCCCCCGCCGCCCCUCGCAUCGCGCCCACCGCUGCCGCCGCCGCCGCCACCACCGCCGCCCACGCCACGCACGCCCCCGCGCAGUCUCCGCCGCCCGACAGCGAGCAGGGCGAUCCGCCUCCCAGGAAGGUGCGCCGGCCCUUCUACCGGCGCUUCCUCAGCUACGUAAAGCAGGCGUGGACCGGCGUCAAAUUCGCUCUAGACCCUGAGCUGGAGGACCUGGAGACGCCGCCGCGCUACCGGCCGGACAGCCUGGAGGCGCUGUGCAAGGCCACGCGCUUCACCGAGGACGAGCUGAAGCGCAUCUACCGCGGCUUCAAGGCCGAGUGCCCCACCGGCGUCGUGCGCGAGGACACCUUCAAGGGCAUCUACUCGCGCUUCUUCCCACAGGGCGCGAACGCCGGCCACUACGCCCACUACGUGUUCAACACGCUGGACCAGGACCACAGCGGCCUGCUCAGCUUCGAGGACUUCGUGGUGGGGCUGAGCAUUCUGUCGCGCGGCACGCUGGACGAGAAGCUGCGCUGGACGUUCUCGCUGUACGACAUCAACGGCGACGGCUGCAUCACGCGCGACGAGAUGACCGACAUCGUCACCGCCAUCUACGAGCUGACGGGGCGCCUGGUCGAGCCCUCGGCUGACGACGCCACCGUCAACGACAAGGUCGAGCGCAUCUUCCAGAAGAUGGACGCCAACAAGGACGGCGUGGUGACGCUGGAGGAGUUCCUGGACUGCUGCUCGCGAGACGAGGACAUCUCACGCUCGAUGGCGGUCUUCGAUUCGGCCUUCUGAUCGCCACCGCCGGCAGCGAGUUUCGCAGCCACCGCGGCUGCAGCACCUCAUCCCGAACUCCGAAGAACCGGCUUUUUCUUUUGGAUCUGAGAGGCACCUCUGUUCAAAAAUAUAGCAGCCCCAUAGAUUCGGAAUGGAACGUCACUUUUUGAACGAGACGGGGAUAUAUUUUCUUUGACGUAUUCUACAGGCACGAUGGGAGCGACAAUCUCACUUGCACCAAGCAGUUGUCGUAAUUCGGACCUGCUGAUUACUUUUUUUCUGAUUAUCGCUCACUUUUAUGUUGUUCGUACUUGGUGUACCAAAUUACAGUAUUCUUUUAUUUUGCAAAAUUGCUCCUCUGAACUCUAAGUUUAUCCUGCUUUUGUGUAACUUGAAAGUACCAAACUGAACUCUCCUGAGAUACGUAUUUAGAUUAUAAACGAUAAAAAUAUGUCAUUUCGUGACGCAGACAUCCUCAUAUUCAAUACAUUUGUCUAACUGUUCCACCAAAUUUUUUAUUUCAUGGCAAAAAAUUAUUUUUGCUUGUGGCCAGAGAAGAAAUGCACCCGGAUCUUAAUUUUCCCAGGUAGAUUUGGUCCCAUGAAACAGUUCUAGGAAGAAAUCUAUUUCAGUGUUACUUAGCUUUAGGAUGGUUUCGAAGCCCCGCACACCCAAUCUGGUUUCCCAAUGUACAACGUGCGGCGUAUGAAACUCCAGAACAAGGAUCGAUGUGCAUCUGAUGUUCUUCUCACAGUAUUAGGACGGUCAGUGUGGUGGACAACGACAGUUGUACUUUUGUAGUUAAACGGAUCUGCCCGUUAGUACAUCAUUAGUCCGCAGUUAUCGUCGUACUUUCCCAACAUUCUUUAUGAAUUCAUCGAGAUUUUAUGGCGUCACAAAAAUCAUUUAACAGCUUUAUGUUCUACGGUGCACAAGGAAUAGCGCCAAGGCUUCUUAUUAAGCCGAGGGUGCCAUCUGUCAGCAAACAAAACGCAUUUUUAAAGAAUGUUUAUUUCUCUCGGGGGAAUUUGAAAUGCUCGGAAACUGCAAAUGGAGUAAUCAUUUUGAAUUUCGUGUUACUUUUUGCCGAAUGUCCGUCAAAGUAGAGUGUUAUGGUUAUACAGUUUCAUAGUAGAAAGACACCUCACGAACGAAUCGCUCCUUUUGUGCUUGUAUCAAACCAGUAACUGGAGGUUUGAAUUCCUCUCUUCGUAUCAUACAAAGAGUCGGUCAGCACAUGACAUACAUUAUUUUUCGACCACUGACGUGUAAAAACUACUGCGUAUUUUCCUAAGUAGAUUUGUUAAAUUACUCGAGAGUCAAGUAGGAAGUAGCACUGCUCCGAGGAAGUAAAUAUAUUUUUGUAUUGCAGUACCACAUAUCGUAAUUGGCAUCCCAGAGGAGCGUAGCAGGCGUGCGGUAGCCAACAGAUGAAUAACUAGAAUGACCCCACUAAAUGCGAGUGAGUUUACUACCCGACACAUCUGACCGUCACCUGGGUCUUGGAUUUGUCUGUUCAGAUUUGUAGAAUACGACCUGCUGCCGGUGAAUUAGUGAUAACUAGUUUAACACUACACCACUAUUUUUCAGUUUGCAGAUUAAGUUACGUACGCAAACUGCAGCUAGACAGUUGCAAUAAAUUUCAAAUUUUAACGCCAUGUAAAAACGUGGUUGCAGUAAAUAUGUCGCGAGAAACACCAAACAGCCACAAUUAAGGUAUAAAUAAUUUAUUCAAAGAGCACCCAUGUUCCUACAGGUUCUACGGGAUUUGUUUGUUGAGAUCUCGUCAUGUGCAUUUUUAUCAUCGAAGCAUCAUUUUUAAGGGGCCACCAGGCAGAGCCAGUAUAACACUAAUUUACGUACAUACUCGAUAUGUUUUUGAUGUAGAAUUUAAUGAAGUACAGAUAACAAGCACUUGUUGCUAAUCACUUAACGGCAUAACACGUAACAAAGUGUCAAACUUCGUUUGUCUCUGUGGCCCCAAAGUAACGGAGCUCAACAGAAAUCUGACUUAAAACUUUUUUUCUAAGAGUUCAAUUUAAAGAUAAAUAUCUUCGCCAGUCUCUGCCGUCAUGAGAGACAAUGCAGCUUCAAGUACAUCAUAAAUAUUAUGGAUAGACAUUACAGUUUGUGAUUUCUUUACGAUUAAAUUAUAAUGUUCAAGGUUUUAUUAAUUUGCUAAUUAUUUGUAAUGUUCAUAGGUUAUCGGAAAACCAGCGAGACAGUUUUUUCUUCUCAGACAGUUUCUGAAAGGGCGUUACUGAUUUAAGUGAUUUAAAAAAUAAAUUAAAUUUUAAAUUACAAGGUAGGCUACUUAUAAUACUAGUAAUCUUUUACUUUUAUUGGUGGUAUGAAAGUACUGUUCGUGAAGAGUUUCUUUUGGUGCGUUAAUUUGGAGAGAAAUUAGAGUUUUCAGUGGUAUAAAACUAUAAAGUAAUCUCGGACAGGUCCUAUAGAAAAUAACCACCUAUUCAGAAACUACAACUCCUGUGUUUUUUACUGUACCUGAACGUGGUCGCCGCUCGAAACUAGUAGUGUCGUCUUAAACUAGUUAUCACCAUGAGACAAGCAGGAGGUACUUCGUUACAAAUCUGAGUAUUUAGAUACAGUCAUAUGAUGCCACAGGCUAAGACUUGUGACAUACUGCUGGGUUAUAAUAGGACUGAAGUCAUGGCUACAGCUAGGGAUUCAACUAUUUCUCUUUCCAAAUGUUUUCGGAGAUUCUUUUGCCAUUCAUUUUCCAAAAGGUAUUAUAAUGCAGGAUUAUGUACAAAUGAACGUGUGAAAGUAAAGAAGAUUUAUUCUUUUACGGAAUGACACGGUAUCCACUAACCUAUGCAGUGAAGAGCAAUUUCAUAAUUUCGCUUUCUUCAGAUUUCAAGUGUAUAUGUGGUUGACGUUGUGGGUUCCAUGGGAACCCAAAGGUGACACCACAGAUGUUUAGACGUCAGUGUAUUCAUCCAAGUCGCUUCACAAUACAUAUUCGGUUAUCCAUCCCACUGCAAGAGUGAUGCAGUUCACCAAAUAGGCCAGCUAGAUACAAGAUAACGGGUAAAAAACGCACAGGUGAACAAGACCAGCAACUUCAGACUCUAAAAAAACAGAAUUAGUGUAAACUGUAUUUUACAGUGCUGUUACGCCAUAAUCAGUAAUUAUUCACUGAAAAAAUUACGUUAUGAAGGAAAAGAAGUAUAUUCUGCAUACGCAUGAUGUUACUACAGAUGUUGACCCAUACACAACUAGUACGUCACUCUCACAUUUUGUUGUUCAAGAGACCGCCAGCCUCUGGUGAAGAUGCGUAUUUUCUUCGGCAUCUGCAACAAUCAAUGAAUUUAUUUUAAAGAUACUUUCCAAUAAAAUUUAAGCUGAAACAAAAAUUACACACAUCUGAUUUUCUGACGUAUUACCACCUCUAGGGACUCUCAGCACCCUUCUGUUCUUGAAGUUUGAUUUGAUACAAACCUUGUAAAGCCAUUUUAUGUAUUUGUACCAGGACGCUGCUAUUUUUGAAGCUUUAUUCAAUAGUUGUACAAUAGGCGAUAAGCUUAAUUCGGCUACAUUGUCGUUUUCAAACGAUAUGCAGUUAUAUAGCGCUAUUAGUAUAUACAGUUUUUACGUUAAAUAUCUAAUUGGUUUUGUAACAGUGUGUCCAGUAUUUACUUCCAUAUCUCGUUGUUGACGUUGUAGCUGUCAAGUAUUUCUGCGUGCUGUAUUUGUAGAGUAGAUUGAGUUGUUUUUGUUUAUAGAUAUUUUUUCUCGGCAGUAGUCGUUAAGUAAUACAUGUUGAAAAUCUCAUUUUCUAUAAAUAUUGGUUUUGUAACAAUAUUUCUACAAAUACUUCUAUAAAUAUUGGUUUUGUAACAGUAUAUCCAGUAUUUUCUUCCAUAUCUCAUUGUUGACGUUGUAGCUAUCAAGUAUUUCUACGUGUUGUAUUUGUAGCGUAGAUUGAGUUGUUUUUGUUUAUAGAUAUUUUUUCUCGGCAGUAGUCGUUAAGUAAUACAUGCUGAAAAUCUCAUUUUCUAUAAAUAUAAUAGCCUUAUGUAGAAGACUUCAAUGAAGUUCUAUGGUUACACAUUUAUCGUAUUCAUCUAUGGAGUGGAUUCUGAACUUAAGCAUAAAAAAAUUAUUAAAAAUUUCAUCGAAAUUUUAGAACAUGGUAACAGAUAACACGAUAAGCAAAUACUACUGACACAAAGCUACACAAUGAAUCUACAACCUCAACACAAUUCCAUGGAUGGAAAAGAUAAGUAUGUAACCAUAUAACAUCGUUGACUUUUGUCAAGUAAAGCUGCCAUAUUUAUAGAAAAAGAAACUUUCAACAAAAAUUACUCAACGAUAAUAUCUACUGUUGAGAAAAAAUAUAUGUAAAGAAAAACAACUCAAUCUACGCUACAAAUAUAAUACUCAGAAAUAUUUGACAGCUAGAACGUCAACGAUGAAAUAUGAGAUUAAAUACCAUUGAGAUAGAUAACGUAAAGAUUAUGUACACUAACAGCGCUAUAUAAUUGCAGAUCGCUUGAAAAUGGCAAUGCAACCGAAAUAAGUUUAUCGUCUAAUUCUAUAAGAAAAAAAGCAACGUCCUGGUGUAAUAUACAUAAAAUGUCUUUACAAGAUAUUUACUACGCUGCAGGCCCUGAGGAAUACAAAAUGAUCCAAACCUGUUACUCACUUUAGAGAGGUGUCUACAAUCAUCCUGCUGCUGAUGUGCUGCAUGCAGAAUUUUGCUGGAACUGGCUUGAGUAGGUGGCAAACGUUGUAUAGACAAUGUGAGUGAUUCUAAUUCUUUUAUGUAACCCACCUAUCUUGCUUCAAGGCGACCAUUCUGUAAAGAAGAGCAACAGCGCUUCUGGUGGCGUGUGCAUGAACCACACACAUACAGCAUUAAACAAGAAAUUUACGAACAUCGUCCAUCGUUACAAAUUGUAGCGGAUCGAGCAAGUCAAUACAAUUAGAAAUAAACCAGCUUUACUUUCACACCAAACUCCUUCAAUAAUCGUUUAUUAUGUCCACAUACUGCAACAAUGUGGAUUUAGAAUGCUAGGAUCUCUGUAUGCGCAGAUGGCAGUGUGAAGUGAAUUGAUGAGAGGAAUUGUCUGUGGCAGUCGGAAAACGGUACACACUCAGCUGUAUCUUCAAUGGAAGAACCAAUGAAACCUAAUGCACCUCAGUUUCAUCGAUAUACACAUUCAUGGCUGGAUACCGUUAAUAUGUCAGUAGUAGGCAUUGACCUUUUACUGCGUUGGCUUUGUCCUUUAAUCACUGUAAACCAAUAAUAAUUAACUUCCCACAGAACGACAACCACUCUGCAACUUCUGGCGUCCCGGAGCUAGUCCUGAGGGAGGAAAAGCAGAUAUAGGUCACUGUACACAACAUAUCCAAAAGAACUUUUCAUUGUGAGACACGUAUAGAACUGAUUCAAAUUCCUUCUGCAAGUUAAAAAUCAGUGUCACUCAUUCCUAGAACACCGAUCAUACAUCCCCUGUGAACCUACCGUACGAAGGUCUUAACCAAUUAAUAAACUGGUUUGUGUCACUUCAUCUCUUCAAGGACCUUCGCACCUACUCAGAAGCUACUUGCCAAGUUAAUCUAGAUACCCAUACAAGUGUUAAAUGUCUUACGUGUACGAUUAUCUGUGUUCUUCGUAGGAGAUACGUAUUACCAGUUUUGUGUGCAGUUCAUAUGUGGACCACUCUCAAACAUGUGUACAUUGUGUUUGUUUACGGAGGACAAUCAUAAAUCAGAAGUGAGUGUGUUGAGCAGUACAUUAACAGUGUUCGUGUUUUCACCUCACUCAAGCCACACCGAGCGUGAUAUGGCGACACAUAGAAGUCUGAUUCAAAAAUGAAGAGCAACACAAAUCUUUCGGAACAUAAAAUACUUCACAUUUAAACUGUUAUAUAUCUGUUGGUGUUAUUCAUAUAUUUACUGGAUGAGAUAGUGUUGUUUCUGAAGGUAAGUUUACAAUAUAUUUAUUAUACAUUUAGAUACGAAAGGGCAAUAUAUUGUCGUUGAAAAUUCAUAACAUACUGACGUUGUAACUAAAAUAUAUGAAUGUGGAAAAUUAAUUUAUUGCAUAUAUAUAUGUAUACAUGGGAAA